This is a messenger RNA of Ectocarpus siliculosus, 4504 nucleotides long. The record is from the annotation of a GenBank genome assembly. NCBI's taxonomy places the organism in Eukaryota, Phaeophyceae, Ectocarpales, Ectocarpaceae.
AUGAAGGCCAUGAAGAACAGCCUCCGGAAAUUGGGGAAGAGGCACAGACGGGGAAAGGCGGAGGUUCCGAGGGACCCCCCGCGACUACACACGUCAACCCCAUCGGAGGCUGGCAUACCAACGCCGCCCUUUGGCGAAGAACAGACAAAAAAGAAGGAGGAGGGCCAGGAGCAGAGUAGCGUCCAACUCGAGCAAGACAAGCGUGAGAGGGAAACACCGAAUGAAAAACGCGCGGAAGAUGGGCAGGAGAAACUGCAAGAGGACGAUCCCGAGAAGCAGGGCGGAGGGGGACGUGAAGACAAAGCGGAGGAGGAAGGGAACGGACAGGUAAAACGUCCUGGGGAGGAGGGCGAGGAAGAGGGCCCAAAGGCCGAGAACGGGGGCUGCCGUGAGCGUGAGGAGGAAGCGACAGAGGAGGAAGGAGAAGGGCGGGAGGAACACCCAGAGGAAGAUGCCAAAGACGGCUCGGAGCCCCAGAAGGAUGAGAGAAGGGAACACAAAGACUCAACGGAGGAUGUCGCAAUGGAACCGCUGGACGAGCGUUCACCUGAGGAGAAACAAAAUGAUGGAAUGAGUGUCGAGGAUUACUCCAGUCCGACCAACGAGCGUUCACCUGACGAGAAACAAACGGAAGGAACAAGGGUCGAGGAUGCCACCAGCCCGACAACCGAGCGUUCACCUGAGGGGAAACAAACGGAUGGGACAAGGGUCGAGGAUGCCACCAGCCCGACCAACGAGGAGGAAACAAGGACGAAGAGGCUGGACAGCAUAGCCAAGAGUCCUGCCGAGGCCCCACUGCUUCAAGACUGGUUCAUACAACGUGAGCCGGUAGUUGCUGCGAUAUGCGACCGUCUCGGAGUCAACGAUCGUGGCCGCAGCAGAGCCUCGGGGGAGCCGCCGGUGGUCGGCGUAGCGGGACCAAGCGGCGCCGGAAAGUCAACCAUUGCCUCGAUGAUCGUCGCUCGGCACGACGUGCGAGGGCAUUUCUCCCAGAAGGGAGUUGUUUGGCUCUCCGUUGGCCAGGGGGCGCGGGACCGCCUUCUGGACGUCAUGUACCGUCUUGCCGUCAUGGUGCACGAGCUCGCAGACUCGUCGUCGUCCCCCGACGACGGCCCGUUCAGACCACCUCGGACGCCGGACAUCGGAGUGGAACCCGAGGACGGGGCGGCGUACGUUCGUGAGAUCCUAGCGGCGGACGAGGGCGAACGGAGCAGUGGCGGUUUCGGGGAGUUGCUGGUGGUAGCCGAUGAUGUCUGGGAAGCUGAGGUUUUGGCGGAGCUGAGGAACACGGGGGCGUCGAUCCUCUACACCACUCGGUCCGAAGAGGAUCUGCUGGCGGCCAGCGGCGGUAGUUCCGUCCUACGAGUAGAUGAGGUCACGGAGGGGGAGGCCGAAGAAUUACUCCGCAGGGCAGCCGCCCUCCUCGACUAUUCCAAGCUUCCGGAUGCAGCUCAUGACAUCAUUCGACGGGGUGGAUCCGUGGCGAUGGACGUCGCCUACGUGGGGAGAUGGGACAUAGUCCGCGGCAAAAACGACCAGGCAGCGUGGGCGGCGGUGUUAGCCCACGUCAUCGACGCCCAGAACUUCAUGAAGGGAGCCGCGCUGCUGCCUUGGAGAUCAGCCGUGCUUCGGGUCGGGGUGACCAGGUUAGGGCUUGCUGACCAGGGCACCAAGGAGCUCUACCUGUCCUUGGGGGUCCUACCUCGCAACCUUUCCUUUUCGGUUGACGACGUCACCGCACUUGUGAGCGACGGCUCGGCUGAAGAACUUCAAGCGGCGACACUAGCCAUGGCAACCCUCGAACAGUGGUCCGUGUUGGUGAGAACAGAAGGGGGAAGGUACCGGGUACACCACUCGCACGCGGAUAUGGCCUGGCAGGGUAUAUCCGAAGACCCAGCUAUCUUGGGCCCAGCUCUAGCAAGGUGGCGGAACCGCGUAUCCACGGCAGAGGCAGUGUUAACUUGGCGUACCGAGGAGCUUGUGGACAUCUGGGAGACUAUAUGGAGCCUGGAAAUCGGCGAGGGGGCUGAAGAUAUUGGCCAACCCUACGCUGAAACUGUCGACGCUAUGGACCUCUCGGAUGCCGGCGCAUUUCAGCUUCUUCGUCGGAUUGCGUUCUUCCAGUGGCUGACAAAUGAACCCGAUGCGGCCUGCAUGUCCUGGUCGAAGUUGCUCGCCUCGGGCGAGGACUCCGCUGCGAACCAUCCGGACGUACACGUGACCAUGUAUACGCUCGGGGCGCACGCGUUGAUUUCAGGGCGGACACCCGAAGCCGAGGGUUGGUUCAGGCGAACAUUGGCCAUCGAAGAAAAAGUUCUCGAUUCUGACGACGCCGCCAUCGCAGAUACGCUUCAUCAGAUCGCGUUGUGCGCGUUUCGCGAGGGCAGGGUGAAAGAAGCGGAGUCGUUUCACUUGCGCGCCCUGGCCGUCAGAGAGAGCUUGAAAGGCCACGAGCAUCUGGACGUGGCCAGAACCUUACACUCGCUCGGCUUGUGCAUCUUGAAAAUGAAUACCAGAGCCAAGGAAGCCGAGGGAUAUUUCCGUAGAGCGCUGCGGAUCUUCUCGGAGAAGCUGGGAGCGACAGACACCAAGGCUUCUACCGCAAUGUACGACCUCGGACGCUGUCUUUCGUCGGCAGGGCAGACCAGAGAAGCUGAAGAGUACCUCCAGAGGGCCCUGUCCAUUCAGGGAAAUAGGCAGGGCCUCAAGAGCCCUGCAGUGGCGGACACGCUGUACGCACUGGGAGGAUGUAUGGCAGACGCGGGGCAGCCUGCGGUUGCGGGUGUCUUCUACAGGCGAGCGCUCGCUAUCCGAGAAGAGAGCCUGGGUGUGGAUGAUCCAUCAACCGUGCGAACCGUGCGCGCCCUCGCGCAGGUGCUGCUCGACACUGGGUACACCGAGGAAGCGCAAGACUUGUUCCAGAGAGCGCUCGUGAGCGUGGAGAACUCUCUCGGCAGCAACCACCGUGAGGUGGCCGUGCUGUUUCAUGGCCUUGGAGCGUGCGCUCUAGCCGAACAGAAGCCCGAGGAAGCCGAGCAGCAGUUUAAGAGGGCUCUGGCCAUCAGAGAGAGGUCUCUGGGGGCUGACCAGUCAAGCAUCGCGCAUACCCUGUACGACUUAGGAAGGUGUGCAUCGCAGGCCGGGCGGAUGCAACAAGCGGAGGAUUUCUACCGAAGAUCGCUCAUGAUUGAGGAAGCGAACCUAGGCGAACACCACGAGGAGGUGGCUACCGUGCUGUACUCCCUCUCUGUGUGCGUGGCGGAGCAGGGGGGGCGCAACAAGGAGGUGGAGGGUCUGCUUGAACGAGUCGUGGGGAUCAAGGAGAUAAACCGAAAGGCGAUGAAACCGACGGAACGCAACGACGUAGAGCUCGCAGACAUCCUCGGCGGGCUAGGGGCUGCCUCUUUCCGGGCAGGCCAUCUGGACGCUGCGGCUAAGCAUAUCCGUCAUGCUCUAGCGAUCUACGAGAAGGCGCUGGAUGCUCACCACCCCAAGAUAUCCUUCACACUAAACGCGCUGGGCAAGUGCCUGUUGAAGGCGGGUCGAGCGGAGGAGGCCGAAGUGUCUUUCCGGCGGGUGCUGGACAUGACCACCGCUGAAGGCGAGCACAAGGGGGGCGGAGACUCCGUCCACAACUGUAGCUAUCCACCCAUUGGCGACACUUUAGAUUUUCUGGGACAAUGCGCCAUGUUCGAAGGGCGUACGGAGGAAGCGCGUCGACUGUUUCACCGUGCGCUCAAGGGAAGGGAAGAUCACUUGGGCCCGGACCACCCCAGGGUUGCACUAACCCUGUACAGCAUCGGACGAUGUUUCUUCGACGAGGGCAACCUGGAAGAAGCCGAAAACCAUCUCAACUGCGCGUUGUCGAUACAGGAGAAAACGCUUGAUCCUGAACACCCAGCCAUAGCUGCCACCCAGGCCGGCCGCGAGUCCAUCAAGCGGAAGCAAGUCUACUUUCGUUAAAGCGAAAGCAAGUCUACUUUCGUUGGCGAUCGAAAUGAAGGUGUCCACCCGUAGGCAAUGACACAGCAGUCGUGUCGUCAACGUUCCCAUUUUUUUAGGGGGACAGCUUUACUUUGAAGAAGUCUGCUGGCCAUGUUCCUUGGUUGGCUGAUUCCUACCUUUUGGAGAGUAGUACGACAGUACUAUUUCGCGGGUGUGUGUUGAACUCACGCCAGGAGAGAGAGAGAGGUACGGGGGGGGGGUACUCAUGAAAAUGCAUGUCGUAGUCCUUAUAUCAUUUCUUUGAAUCUCUACACCACGGGAUGUGGGGAGGGGGUAAUGGAUAGAGAGACAGGGAUGAAAACAGGGGUGAAAGGGGAGACGGGCACGGCAGAGGGAGAGAGGCGGGGGGGGGUACGGUAAAUGUAACAAAACAAUUGACCACCCAAAGGCAUGCGUUAAAGUAUUUUCGACACCCUACUGUAGGUAGUUUGCUUAUUUUCUUGUUUUGGAUGCAUUUUCAGGGGAUGAGGGUACGGCAUGACCACCCGCACUCCCCCAA